AUGGAAAAACAUGGGGAUGGUACGCAGGACCAGAGCAUCCUCCAGAAAUCUACCCGAGGCGUCACCUUCUUGAUGUUCAGUCAACUUUUUGCCAAAAUUGUGACCUUUUUACUGAACACCUUGUUGGUCAGGUAUUUGUCCCCCAAAGUGUUCGGUAUCAAUGCCUUCCUGGAGUUUCUGCUUUCUACUGUUCUCUUCUUCAGCCGAGAAGCAAUUAGAAUGUCCACACUAAGAAUAAAGGCACCCGUUUCGCCCGCGUCACACGACGAGUUCCGCAACGCAGACGACUCAGAGACGUUUGUUCUGCAGUCCGUCAUCAAUUUCGCAUAUAUCCCAAUAUUUAUUGGGCUUCCACUGUCACUAGUGCUCGUAGGAUGGCAGUACAGCAAUUUGAAUGAGUACUUCAUCUCUCUACCCUACUUUCAGUUAUCGAUCGCGACAAUAUGGAUAAGUAUUGUUUUCGAACUUCUCAGUGAGCCAUUCUUCAUAGUUAACCAAUUCAUGUUGAACUACAAGGUGCGAAGCCAGUUUGAGAGUAUAGCUGUUGUCGCGUCUUGUAUUGCCAACUUUUCCAUUGUUUAUGUUUACGAAAACAAGAUCAAUGGAACUGGCCUAGGCUCUCACGAUGCGGCCAAACAGGAAGGCAUUGCGAUCUUGGCGUUCUCGGUUAGCAAGUUUGCACAUUCGCUAGCCCUCUUGUGUUGCUACUAUUUUGACUAUGUUUCCCGAUUAUCCCGGGAAAACAACUUCAGUAUGCGCCUCACGAAACUUCGCGCGUCGGAACGCACUCUACCUUACUACUUCCAAAGCGAUAUCCUGCAGCACUUCAAGAAGGUUUAUCUGCAGUUGUGUUUCAAGCAUUUGCUCACGGAGGGUGAUAAACUGAUAAUAAACUCCAUGUGCACGGUGGAAGAACAGGGUAUUUACUCACUGCUGUCUAAUUAUGGGUCUUUACUCACCAGGUUAAUAUUCGCGCCCAUAGAGGAGUCGUUAAGAUUGUUUUUGGCGAGGCUACUGUCCGUUACCUCGGCAACAAACGUUAAGCUGUCUAUGGACGUUCUAGUGAACCUUACAAAGUUUUACCUGUACUUGUCACUGCUAAUAGUGGUUUUCGGUCCUGUUAAUUCGCCUUUCCUAUUACAAUUCCUUAUUGGAAGUAAAUGGUCCAGCACCACUGUCUUGGACACUAUCCGGGUUUACUGUUUGUACUUACCAUUCUUAUCAAUCAACGGGGUGUUUGAAGCAUUUUUCCAAAGUGUAGCUUCAGGAGAGCAUAUUUUAAGGCAUUCCUAUUUUAUGAUGGCAUUUUCUGGCGUUUUCUUGGGCUCCUGCUGGCUAAUGAUUGGCAAGUACAAGAUGUCUCUAGAGGGACUGAUACUGAGUAACAUUAUCAAUAUGAUUUUGAGAAUAGCAUUCUGUGGAUGGUUUAUUGGUGAUUUUUACAAGAAUCUUUACUCGGACACUCAGGCCAAAGACACCUCAUUUUUGUUGAACUUCCGUAACUUCAAGAUCGUAUCCUUUGCCGCAUUCAUUAUCGCAGCAUCUAACUUUUAUCUCUUUGGAGUCGUGAAGAGUUUCCCACAAUUCUUCACUAACGUCGCAUUCGCCGUCUUACUGUUGGCUCUGAUCAUAUACAAAGAAAAAGAUGUGCUUAGAAUUUACGUUCAGAACAAAAACGAUGCAAAGAUCGUGUAG
Messenger RNA from Lachancea dasiensis, 1695 nucleotides. NCBI's taxonomy places the organism in Eukaryota, Fungi, Ascomycota, Saccharomycetes, Saccharomycetales, Saccharomycetaceae. The record is from the annotation of a GenBank genome assembly.